Molecule: messenger RNA, 6076 nt
Organism: Helicoverpa armigera (cotton bollworm)
Lineage: Eukaryota; Metazoa; Arthropoda; Insecta; Lepidoptera; Noctuidae
Gene: emp
Product: scavenger receptor class B member 1
Exons: 12
Coding region: 464-2011 (515 amino acids)
Cellular component (GO): membrane; cytoplasm; lysosome
Molecular function (GO): scavenger receptor activity
Source: RefSeq, a predicted model, not a curated record
UUAGUCCGGUAACUUGGCCGAGCGAGCAAGACGCGUCAACGCCGAAACGACAAGAAAAAAAAACAUUUUAAAAAAACAAAGCGCAGUGAUGUUUGACAGGUGUCAAAAUCGUGUAUGCCUCUCGUGAAACUGUGAGGAAAAAAAAACGUAAAAUUAUAUUGGAAAAUUAAUCGUGUCAGUUCAAUAGUUCUUGGAGUUUUAUUUAAUUGAUUCGUCGCCGGAUUGUGGAGGCUGCGUACGCGCAAGAGUCGCGACGCUCUGGACUUGAAGAGCGUCAGUCGAGACCUAGAAGCCGCGCGGGCCAGACGUGCUACGAAUUAAAAUAAUAAAUGGAUAAAAAAGUGCAGUGAAGUGAAGCAAUGCGCGAGUGUUAGUGGGGUGCUAGUGAAUUUUUCUCGGAAAAAUUUCGCGGGUUUAUUUUUUAGUUUUUUUUGUUUGUUUGUUGUAAAUUAAUUCCGUAAAUAUGCAAGGUCGUGAUAAGUUGUGUGCGAAGCUUACGAGCGCUUUUUUGAGGAAGUGGUGGUUCGUGUUGGCUUCGGCAGUGGUGCUGCUGCUUCUGGGCAUCAUUUGUGCCAUAUUCUUCGGGUCUUGGGUGCGGCUGUUCAUAGACCAUGAGUUGGUCCUGCGCCCCGGCUCGAUGACGUUCGAGUGGUGGGCUCACCCCCCGGUCAGACCCUUCGUGCGCGUCUACGUGUAUAACGUGACCAAUGCCGACGAGUUCCUCAAUAACGGCUCCAAGCCCGUGCUCGACGAGUUGGGACCUUAUGUUUACUCUGAAGAAUGGGAGAAGGUGAACAUAACUGACAACGAGAAUGGGACUCUCUCGUUCCAUUACAAGAGGACCUAUACCUUCCAGCCUGAGUUGAGCAAGGGAUUGGACGACGAUGCAGUCGUUGUACCUAAUAUACCUAUGUUGAGCGCCACCUCCCAAUCGAAGCACGCGGCCCGUUUCCUCCGUCUAGCCAUGGCUUCCAUCAUGGAUAUCUUGAAGAUCAAGCCUUUCGUGGAAGUCUCCGUGGGUCAGCUCCUGUGGGGGUACGAAGACCCACUGCUGAAGCUGGCCAAGGAUGUGGUGCCUAAAGAACAGAAACUGCCCUAUGAGGAGUUUGGACUGUUUUAUGGGAAAAACGGCACCAGCCCCGACGUGGUAACAAUGUUCACCGGAUCCGACGACAUGUCGAACUACGGCAUCAUCAGCCGGUACAACAUGCGCGACAAGCUGCAGCACUGGACGACAGACCAGUGCAACAGCAUCGCGGGCUCUGAUGGAUCCAUCUUCCCUCCGCACAUCUCCAUGAACGAUACCCUCGCGGUCUACGACAAGGAUCUGUGCAGAUUGCUGCCUUUGAGGUUCCUCGAAGAGGUUACAUCAGCAGGUAUCCAGGGCUACAGGUUCACUCCUCCCGAGGAUGUGUUCUCGAAUGAUGACCACAACAGGUGCUUCUGUCCCGCUGGUCCUCCUUGCGCUCCUAAUGGACUGUUCAAUGUGUCGCUGUGUCAGUAUGACUCGCCGAUCAUGCUCUCGUUCCCCCACUUCUACUUGGCUGACCCGAUGCUCCGGGAGCAGGUGGAGGGCAUCUCCCCCCCGGAGCCAGAGAAGCACAGGCUCUUCAUUGACGUGCAGCCGGAGAUGGGCAUAGCGAUGCGAGCCCGUGCCCGCAUACAGAUCAACCUCGCCGUGUCUCAAGUCGUCGACAUCAAGCAGGUCGCUAACUUCCCCGACAUCGUCUUCCCUAUCCUGUGGUUCGAGGAGGGUAUCGACGAGCUCCCGGAGCAGGUGACGUCGCUGCUGCGACUGGCCACGAAGGUGCCGACCGUGGCGCGCGCGGCGCUCGGCUGGGGGCUCUCCGCGCUCGGCAUCCUGCUGCUGCUGCUGGCCGUCACCUGCCUCAUCAGAUCAUCCCACCGUCAAAGCACUCUCAGACUUGAAGGUCACGUGGUGGCCAAGCCUCCGCCGGCCAAGACUCCGAGCAAAGACGCCAACGGUUACGAGUUGAACAGUCGGAGAUAAUCAACAGUAAAUAAAAACAAUAACUUUAUUAAUAUAUAAAACAAGAGAGUUUCUGAUCAGCUCGAUAAAGUCACCUGUUUGGAAAGCCUGACCGGUUUUGAAAGUUUGAUUGACCGGAGUUGAAAGUUCGGUUGACCGGAGUUGAAAGUUUUGGUUGGAGUUGAAAGUUGAAAGUGAGUUAUGUUUUGUUGUUUUAAAAUUGUAUUUGUGUAAUUAUUAUUUUGUUCUAAGCGAAAGUUUUCAGUUAUAUAAAUAUUGCAGCAUUUUUGAUCGUAUAGAAUGACAUCCGUAAGUUUUGUUUAUGUAGGCUUUCCAAAUAUCAGCUUUUCAGAAAUUCGUUUUAAAACAAACCUGUCUUAAGACUACAAAUAUUUUAUAUUCGUGUUUAUAGAUGUCAUUGCGCAGGAGUCGAAUCUCAGAUCUUAUUGAGGGAAAAAAUAAAAAAAUGUCUCUAAAUACGAGUAUAAAAAUAUAGCUGAAAUACAUCCUCACUUAGUUUAAUAUUUAGAAUUAUAAUCUGUAGUCACAAAGUAUUUUUAAUCUAUAUUACAGUUGUGUUGCCAGACCAAAAAAUAUUUCCAAAAUGGCGACCGAGUCUUAAGACAGCGUUUUUUGUAUCAUCGCUGAUUAUUAAUUAAUUUUAAUUUGACAUUUUGAUAUUGUAAAUAAUUGUGAAAAAAUGGUUAAAAGAAAUGUCAUUUUUUAUGCAAUUGUUUUCGUUAUCAAAGAAAAAUUGUAAUAUCAUAUAGAAAAUAUUAUUAAUGAAAAAUUAUGACAUCGAAUAUAGAACAGUUUUCUUUUUAUUUAAUUUUUACGAUACGUUUUUCAGUUCAUGCAUUUGCGAUUCGAUCGUGCGAUUUUUAUUCGUUUUGUAUUUAAGAAUUAUUUUAUAUUGUUUUGUGUAUAUAUUUUUUAUCUUUUUGCUGCCUUAUUUACAUUUUUAUUUUUUUUAAUUAUUUGCAUUUUUACUAUUUAAUACAUCAGGUUAGACUUGUGUCUGGACUUACAUCACAAUUUUUUUUCAAUUUUUUCACAAAAAUCUUGUUUUGCGACAAAUAAUCGCGUCUUAGAAUCGCAAGUAUGCUCUGAACGAGAGAAUAUUAAUUUCAUAGUUUUGGAAUUUAUGAAUGUAUAAGCAUUUGCGUUUAUUUUUGUACCACCUUAUUUUUAUUUUGAACUUUUGAAGUUAAGGCGGUAAUUCAUAUACACUUUAUUGCGUUAUGUGGAUGUAUAAAAAAAUAUAUAGAGAUCAAUUUAAAAAAAGGUUUCUGGCUACUUUUUGAAAACUUUUUAUAUAUAUUUAUUUGUUAGUUUUUUUUUAAUAUACAUACAUAAAAUGAGACUUAUCCAUUAUUGUAUAAUGAUUCACCCAGGUAUAUCCAUAUUCUACUUUUAUAAAAAUGUCACCGCCUAAACUUCAAAAAGUUUUUAUACUAUUUUUUAUAUAAAUGUAAAAUAUAAAUGUCUUCGAAUGUGAUAAGAGAAUAUUCCAUGUUAAUAGAAUAAAUUAGUAAAAUAUUGAACAAAAUAUCGUAGAAAUAUAUUUACAAUUUGACAUUUUAUAAUGAGGAAAUUUUUACAUUUACAUAUUUUUUUUUGACACAUGUUGACAUAUCACUUAGAAAUGUAAUUUUUGAUCUGUAAAUAUUAAUUAUUGUUGGCAACUUGGCUCUGAUUAUGGCUAUGAAUUAUUUAACUUUCGACUUUUUUGAAAAAAAUCUUCCAUAUUUUUCUAUAAAUGGAUCUUUUGAUAAAUAACAACGUAUAAAAUUCUGUGGCUUAUGAUUCGUAGCUGUAAUCAUAGACAAUGGGCCAACAAUAAUUUUAUUUUUAAUUCUCUGGGCUUCGGGUUGCCAUUAAAAUCUUAAUAUAUCGGUUUUAAACAUAGAGGUGUUAUGUUGGGACUGCAUUGGUAUCCAUAUUUUAUCGACUAAAUUAUUUAGUUUAUUACUAAAACUAUAAAUCUUUAUAUGACUAUCUUUUACUCGACUAAACAAUUUAGUCGAUGUAUCGAUAAAUUUUUAGAGGUUAGACAAAACUAUUAUUUUUUUUAAUUAAAAAAAAAAACACUAAUUUACCGAUAGUUGCUAGUCUAUUACUUGUGGUCCGUCCAUCCUUAGCUUAAUAUAUUUUUUACCAAUAUCAAAGUUUCUUAGUUUUAGAAGGAGAGGUUGCUAUUUUAAUUUAAGAUUUUCUGAGCGUGCAAUUGUUUUGAAUAUAUUUUUGUUAACAACUUGGCCAAGUUUUACUUUUAGGCCAAGUUGCCAAACUGAGUCUGAUGUGUAUAUAACUUGGCACGAAUAGAAGAACAAAUUUUACUUUGACAUUCCACGGCCAAGAUUGGCCAAGUUUACAUUUGCACGUUCAGGCGUUUACGAAUAGAUUUUCAUUUAGACAAUAUCGAAAUCUAUUUUGGAAUACGUACUUAGACAUUAUGGAAAUGACAAUCAAAUGGUGUUCAUGCCAUAUUGACUAGACUUUUACUUUAGUUUGCCAAAAACUAGAAAGAGGUGCUUAACUGAUAAUGACAUUAAUAUUUCAGGAAUAUACCUACAUUUUUAUGUGCUUAUGUGAAGUGUGAUUAUUUUUGUUGAUCCAUCCAGUGUUUUUCGACAAGGUAUUGAAGUUAGGUAUUGGCUUGAUAUAAAUUAUGUCAAAUUUCAAUAUCUAAUCGAAAAACAGCGGAUGGAUAGGUUAUUAAAAUCCACUGUUAAAGAUUUGAGGGCAGAUCAAAAAAUUGUCUUCCAAUGAUAAGAUCUUUAUUUGUCAGUCACAAGGUUGAAAUUUUUUAUGAAGAUUACCAUUGAUUUAUAUGUAAAUGAACAUUGAGUUAUGAUAGAAAUACUAGAAAUUACAACUACUUUGACCAUCAUUAUAUUUAAUCAUAUGACAUUUUAAUAAAGAUUUGUGCCUCCAAGAUAGAUACAUGUUACUGUGUUGAGGAGAUCAGAUAGGCAAUCGCUCCUUGUGGCACACUGGUACUCAGCUGCAUCAGGUUAGACUGGAAGCCGACCCCAACAUAGUUGGGAGAAGGCUCGGCGAAUGAUGAGAUAUGCCAUGUCAGGGCAUUUUUCCUUAGAAAUACCUAUCCUAGUAUAUUUUAAUUCAAUGUUCGUUUAUGAUAAUUAUAUCCUGAUGUCUUUGAUAUAGAUUUUAGUAUGAGAAGUGGCUUUAAGAUUGAAGAUUGGUGCUAUAUAAAAGGCUUUAUUAAAUAGCCUAAACUCGGAUUUACAAAAUCAAAGUUUUUAUUACAUCACUGUUACUCUGCAAGCACACUGCAAGUUUUUAGUCGGCCGAUAGUUUGUUUGGGCUCAUAAAUCAGUAUGAAGAUGAAUGGUAGUACGCACAUUACAAAGAUCAGGUAUUUAGCCGGUAUCAGACCGACUGUGAUUGGAAUCAAGAUUUCCUUUAAAACGAAAAAAAAUUGACAACCAUCGGGUCACCUUUUAGCCGACUUUUUAGUUUGUAGUAUGUGUCUCUUAAAAUCACAAAAACGAUUUACCUAUUUUUAACAAAAUCUCGUAACGUAAGAAAACAUACUUAUAAAGAUAGACAUAUUUUGAAAAAACGACAAGUUUGACUAAUUUUCACACUUCUUUAGUCAAUACAAAUAUGAGAUUAUUGUCAGUUAAACAUAAAUUCUAAGUAACGCUACUUUGAAGGCUAAAGAAGUGUGAAUUAACUAGCAGUACUGAAUAACAAACUUUCCCAUUAUAUGAAAAAAGAGGAAAUGAUUUCAAGUCCUUGGUAAGGACUUGGCUAUGUAUAUUUUGUGUAAAUCAUUCAAAUAUCAAAUGAAACAAAUAUAUAGCCAAAAUAUUUUGUACCUUUCCUAUAUAUUUUUUGUAACAUUGAACUCGACAUAUCACUAUAAAACUUGGCCAAUGAGGCCAAGUAUAAACAUUGUAAACUUGACUAUUAAGGACUUGGCCAAAUAUAAAAUAGGCCAAGUCUACAAACUGAAUGAUUGUUGCUCAAAUUCAGUAAUUUAGAACAUCACUUAAUUAUAUUUUUAAAUAUUAAAAUUGUUCGUAAUUUGUAAAUAAAAUGAAGGUGUAAGAUAUA